Molecule: messenger RNA, 4343 nt
Organism: Doryrhamphus excisus (bluestripe pipefish)
Lineage: Eukaryota; Metazoa; Chordata; Actinopteri; Syngnathiformes; Syngnathidae
Source: RefSeq, a predicted model, not a curated record
GUGUGAUUUGGAUCCAACCGCCGACUCCAGUUUCCAGCUUGGAGGUGCGCCUUCCAGUGCGCAUGCGCACACAACCGCUCGCUGGUACCCUAUUUUUGUUGCCAGACAUCACCACCACCAUCCUCAUCAUCAUCAUCAUCAUCAUCACAGUUCGGAGGGAACGUGCUCUCCCACAUAGGAAACAUUUUCUUCCUCGUCGUCGUCGUCGUCGGAAGACAAAGGGGGCGGGCGGGCGGCAGCUAGGAAGCCGUAAGAUGAAGAAACGUUAUGUGGACGCGAGCAGGCUGCGAAAGAUGAAGAAGCUGAAAAUAAGCGAGAAGCUGUCGGAAAGCGCAUACACCUUCCUGAAGUUUAUGGCCAUGUGGAUGUUAGUGCUGCUGGCGGAUUUCAUCCUGGAAUUCCGGCUGGAGUACCUGUGGCCGUGCUGGCUCUUUUUUGGGAGCGUCUACACCACUUUCCACUGCCACGGGCUGGUUAUUUGUGCUGUUUUCGUUUGUGCCGCCUUCACACUUGACAUCUUUUGUUUGAUUUUUGUUCCUUUGCACUGGCUCUUCUUUGUGGCCAGCACCUACGUCGUGUUCAAUUAUAUUUGGCACACAGAGAAGGGCCUUUGCAUAUCCACCGUGUCCUUGUGGAUUCUUCUUGUGUACACCGAGGCUUCGCUUCGGCUCAAAGACCUUAAAACCUCACACGUCAACCUCUCUCAUCUCUUUGCUGCUCACUGCAUUGGAUAUCCCGUGGUAUAUAUGGGCUUUGAUGCCACCUGCUACUUCACCAACAUCUUCAAGCUGCGCAUACAGAAAGCCGUGCAGACUGACAAUGACUUCCACAUGCAACUGCUGCAGCACUCGCUCCCGCCAGGUCUGCCGCUUUACCCCAAGAUGGCGGCCGACAACGGUCACUCCAAAUGGAAGUCAAAGGCAGAGUCCAGUCAGUACCAGUGCCAUAAUGGGACCGUUCUUGCUAACGAUGACUCCAACACCGUAGACUGUCUCCAGAUUCCUAGUGAGGCCAAACUGACCGAGAAGGCCACACAGGAAGUCAGGUCACCUGACUUGAAUCGAAAGCCAUUGCUGUCCAAAAACUGCUCAGGCGAGUCCAGAGAGCUGGUCCACAGCGGGACACCGGGACCAGAAUCCUCCACAACCCCAGAGAAACUACCUCAGGAGGAGCAGGGCAGCAAAACCACACGGGCAGCUAAGAACUCCUCACCAAAGACCCGGAGAAACAGCACAGCCACGCCUUCGCCCCCUGGUGGCAGGACAGAGAGGAAACAGCGACCCAACUGGAAGACAGUCAGCCCAAACCGGGAUGGAGCGGACAAGAACGCCUCAGCGGCUCAGAAUCAGCACGCUGAGCAGCUUAGCAGGCUGGAGCAGGAAGUGAGGAAGCUGAGGGGCGAGCUGCAGGUGAGCCGACACAGCGAGCAAGAACUGCGCAGUCACGUCUGCAACCUGACUAACAGCGAGAGGAGCCUGAGGCCUGAAGUGUCCCUGCUGAGACAGUCCAACAUGCUCCUCCAAAGCAAGAUCCUGUGUUUGACCAAAACCAAGCAACGGGACAAGCAGACCAGCGCCAUGCUGGAGAAGAAGACGCGAGCCGAGACGGAGGCGAGACUGUCGCUGGAGAGGCAGCUGGUCGAGCUUCAGACGCACAAAGCGGACGAAGCGGCAAGGAGCCUGAGCAGCAGGUACCAAAGCACCACACUUUGGUAUUCCUGGCAAAUAACUGGCACUCUUACUGCUAACGGAAGACCGUACAUGAAGAACCCCCUUCCUUUCUCCAUCUCUUGCACCAGGCAGGAGAACACUGAAAGCCAAAUGUUAAGGAAAAGAGUAAAAGAUCUAGAGACAGAGUACAAACAACUACAGCUGGAGUGUCAAGUGAAAGAGAGUCGAGUGGUAGAUCUAGAGAAUGAUGUGGAGGCUUUGGGAAAGUUCCGCUGCGUGGAAAAGGACACGGACAUGCUGCUGUCCACUCUGUCCGUCCUGCAGGAGAAGGCUCAGCAUCUGGAGUACAACCUGAGCGCGGAGACGCGCAUCAAGCUGGACCUUUUCUCAGCGCUGGGAGACGCCCGCAGACAGCUGGAGAUUGCACAAGAUAAGCUGAUGAAGCAGGAGAGGGAAAUCAGCCACAUGAAGCAGAAGAUCGCCGAGGUGAUGGCCGUCAGCCCCGCCGUGUCCUACUUGGCUCCUCGGCCCGCUGUACCGCAGUAUCUCACCAAGCUGCUCACCUCGGAGCGCUACAUGCUCAACCCGAGGGCCCUCAUGUAUCAGUGUCUGAAGAAGUAGACCCCCCACGCGGUAAGAGGGAGGGGGCUUAUAACGUGGAAGCGACAUCGCCGUGUGGACCUGAAGCAGCUCCCACACGGCGACACGCCUUCUUUGCUGCACAACUGGUGCUAACCUUCGCGUCCUUUGCUACGUUUUAGUUCAUCGCUGAUGUGGACGACAUUGGAGAUAGAGAUAGCACAAUCGUUUCACAACAAAAGACAAACUAAACAUGGAUUCAUUGACAUUGAUGGAUUCAAUGCUAGUUCGGAACAAAGAGACAUUUUUACAUAUAAUCCCUGUCCAAAAAAACAUGUAUCACCACAUUUACUUGAAAAUUUGUUUUUUUUUUAAUCUUUAAACAAUUUGACCAAGAAUUACAAUUUUUUUUGUAAUUAAAACACUCAUUUUUGUGGGAUUUUUUUUUAAUAAUGUGAGAUUUAUUUAUUACUAGACACAAUAUAAAAAAAAGUAUAAGAUAACAAGAAAAAUAUAUAAUAUUCCGCCAUACGUAGAUUAGCAUGGCUGAUUUGUCUUGUAAAUGUUUCUCUUUUGAUUUCUCUUACGACUUAAUUCUCAAAAUCUUAUUUUAUUCUUAUAAUCUUAUUUUGGUUCUCCGUUGUAAAAGGUAAUAGGAUUUUUAUUCUCAGAAAUUUCCAACGUUUUUUCUCGAUAAUUUACCAUUUUGUUGUUGGGAAUUUACAACUUCUUUUCUCGUUAAUUUUUGAGAAUAAAGUAAUAUUUCAUAAUCGUAACAGGUGUAAUAAAUAUAAAAAUAAAAAUAUCAGGAUAAAUAAAUAAAUUUCUGUUUUAUUAACAGAAAUUUAUGACAUUCUUGGAAAUUUAACAGGGAAAGGUAAUUUUUUUCCCUCGUGAAUUUACACUUUUAUUGCUGUAAAUUUACAAUGUUAUUCUCAAAUGUAGAACGUUUUUUUCUCGUAGAUUUGACAGUCAUAAAAAUGGGAGAUUUUAAAGUCAUAUUUCCAACUUUUCUCAUUAAUUUACAAUUUUAUUGUCGUAAAUGUACAUUAUUAUUUUCAUAAAUGUACAACUUUUUUUCUCGUGAAUCUUUGUCAUAACAGGGAAAGAUAAUAAUGUGACUUUUUUUCCUCUGAAAUUUCCAACUUUUUUUUUGUGAAUUCACAAUGUUAUUGUUGUAAAUGUACAACUUUUUAUCGUAACUGUACGAGAUAAAAAGUUGACAAGAAUAACGUAAAUUCACGUUUAACUGUAAGUUUACUUUUAAUUUAUUUUUAAUUUGAGAAUAAAGUCAUACAUUCACGAGAAAAAACGUUGUACAUUUAUGAGAAUAACAUUGAAGAUUUUCAUUUAAUUUACUUUCCCCCCCCCACAUUUAUGAGAAUAAAGUCAUAAAUUUAACCAGAUAGAAAGUCAAAACAAGCGAUCUGGCGAUACAUGUUUUUGAAUGGGACGGCGAUGUUGUUUUUUUCACAAGCUAUUUGACACCAAGGCAGCUGAGGUCAAUGACCAAACAAAUGAAUGAAUCAUCAACAAUUUUUCAAGGUUCUUUGAGCCAAGAGGCCAAAGGACCAUUUUGUCUUCUACUUGUUAUUCCAGCUAUAGAAUACGUAUCUAAUGAUCUUCAUUCUGCAAAGUGCAGCAACUAAACGACCGAAUGAGGACAUACGGUACGUUGACGUGUGGACCAAAGGUGGUCCAGCAGCUGAAUGACUGUGCCUAAAGACAUUACUUUCAAAGUUGAUGUAAUGUGUUUUGCAAUGAAGUGCUAUGUACUGUUUUUGGAUUUUUUUUUACUCACCAUGUACAGAAUUGAUAUUGAAAACACUCCAGAGAAGUGGAAACGUUGCCAUUUUUUUGGGUAGCUUUGUUUCUAGGGUGUUUUAUAUCAAAACUAUUUUUUAGUCUUGCUGUACUUUUUAUUAUUAUUAUUAUGGUAAUACCUCUUCUGUCAUAUUUGUCAGUAUGAAAGUGUAAUGGAAGAGCACACAUUGUGACGUCAAAAAGUACGUACAAGGAGUAUACUGGGACAAGGGCUACUGUUUCUUAAAAUGUUGAUGGAGGAUGUUUUUUGUAUAAAUUACUCAAUUUUUU